Molecule: messenger RNA, 474 nt
Organism: Trematosphaeria pertusa
Lineage: Eukaryota; Fungi; Ascomycota; Dothideomycetes; Pleosporales; Trematosphaeriaceae
Exons: 2
Coding region: 1-474 (157 amino acids)
Source: RefSeq, a predicted model, not a curated record
AUGUCCGGGUCCGCAGCGCCCUCCCACGGCUCCGCUGCCCUCAACAGCGGACCCGGCGGUCUCGUCGCGAUGCCAGGACUGCGCAGCGCGCAGAGGGCAGCGCGGGCCCUGCCUCAGGCUCCACGCUCCACGCUCCACGAUAGGGGUCAGGCAUCAAGAGGCAUUUUCGGCCUCGCCAGAUCUUACGGCAGCUGUCUCGGAUUCGACGACGCCGUCUCCAGACGACAACGCGAUGCGACACUUUCGCCCAAGCCUGGAGGCCACGCGCGCGGGAUGCUGGGCGACGAGCAUUCGUCCACAUGCACGGAACGCACACCGACUGCUCUUAGUGAUAGUCUGAUAGACCUCUGCUGCCCUCGUCCAUGUCCCGAUUCGCAGCGCAGACGCGGGCUUUCGGCGGUGAGCCCCUUGCGGCCGGGCCAAGAGACCGAAAGUCAAUUGCAUUCUCCCCGUCGCUGGGACGCUGCUGGCUAA